UCCUCCUCUUGGCGUAGGGACAGGACACCCGAAUAUCGGCUGGGUAGAUAUGAUUGCUCGGACUCCCGUAACCGAGAUAGGACGCCCAAAUAUCCGCAGGGUAGAUAUGAGCAUGCCGACACACAUUGCAGACAAAACAUUCCAUACCGCAGGGCAUACAAAGUACAUGGAUACUGAGCAGUUACUUCCUUCACCGUAUGCCAUUCAUAUGCUGGAGUUAUGUCAACAGUCACAGAGUCAUCUAGAAUCUCAUCGACGAUGGAAUUUAACCAAUACUCAAUCUCAUCAGUGGAAUCUACUUGGAGUCAUCAAUAUUAAGGCAUGUGAACUUCAUCUAUCAAUCUUCAGAUGUUCAACCAAUGGAACCAUUGUUUUCUGAUGUACUUCAACCACGAACUGAUCACCUUGCCUGAGGAUAUUCUUUAAUUGAGCGUUUUAUUAUUAUAUGAACUCUGUUUUAAAUCAUAUUUUA
Messenger RNA from Anneissia japonica, 472 nucleotides. RefSeq lists its product as uncharacterized. The coding region runs from base 50 to 379 and encodes 109 amino acids. Lineage: Eukaryota; Metazoa; Echinodermata; Crinoidea; Comatulida; Comatulidae. The record is from RefSeq and is a predicted model, not a curated record. The transcript is spliced from 2 exons.